UUUUGCCUUUUUUACCUUAAUUUUUCUGCUUCUUUGGAAAUCGCUUUCCUUAUUUCAUACAAAUUCAACCCAUGUAUUACCGAUCCUCUCUGAUCCUCACGAAGCGACUUUCACGUUCGGUUAACGCUUUCAGACCAUUGAUACUCAAUACCCGCCAUUAUUCCGUGGGUGGGGUCGUGCCGGCCGCCGUGGAAGACGUUGCAACCCCUAGAACAGAUAUUUCGUUGGCGACGUCUCCGUAUUACAAUCAAGGCACGGUGUUGUGUCAUCAGGCGCGGGACGCUUAUGGCCUAGCCGGAUUUCAACCUGCGGGUGUCGAGACGCUGGACGUUCAGAAACAACGUGCCCUCAAGCAAUUGCGCGCCAAGCAAACCCCGCUUGAUAAAUAUGUGUUUUUAGCUCAAUUGCGGAAUUCCAAUACGCGACUGUUUUACAAGGUCGUGGGCGAUCAUUUAGAGGAAAUUGCACCCAUCAUUUAUACCCCGACGGUCGGUCAAGCCUGUCAAGAAUACUCCAACAUCUAUCCAUUUUUGGCCCCUCCAGGUGCAGCAGAUGGAUUGUAUUUAACGAUCAAUGACUUACCACACAUCCGAUCGAUUAUUCAAAACUAUCGCAAGAACUCUCCCGAAGCACCUGUGAUUUCGGUCGUUACCGAUGGGUCCCGUAUUCUCGGUCUGGGCGAUUUGGGUAUGGGCGGAUUGGGUAUCUCAAUUGGCAAGUUGCAGUUGUACGUUGCCGGCGCAGGUAUCGAUCCUCGCAAAACACUGCCUAUUGUGCUGGAUUUUGGCACCGACAAUGAAAAGUACCUUAACGAUCCUUUCUACCUCGGUCUCAAACAGAAACGUCCUUCGGACAAGGAGUUUUAUGCGGCAAUGGAUCAAGUGAUGGAGGCAUUAUACGAUGUGUAUCCUGAAAUGUUGGUACAAUUCGAAGAUUUCUCCUCGGCGCAUGCUUUUGGCCUCCUUGAAAAGUACCAGAACCAGAGAUUAUGCUUCAAUGACGAUAUUCAGGGUACCGGUGCUGUUAUUUUAGCCGGGUUCAUCAACGCCAUUCGUAUUGCCCAAGAGAAAGCCAAUGUAGAUCCCCAUGAUCAUCGCAUUGUCUUUUUCGGUGCAGGCUCGUCGGCUAUUGGUGUGGGCAAAUUGAUCUUGGGUCACUUUAUGCGUCAGUAUGGUCUGUCCCAGGACGAAGCGAAAAAGAUGUUUUACUUUGUUGACAGCAAAGGACUCAUCACCUCGGAUCGUGGUGAUAAACUGGCUCAACACAAGGUGUUCUUUGCUCGAUCUGACAACAAUCAGGCUCAGUUCAAGUCCUUGGGGCAAGUCAUUGAUCACGUCCGACCUACAGCACUCAUUGGUCUUUCAGCUCAAUCGCAAGCAUUCACGCCCGAAGUUCUUGACAAGAUGGCGAAACAGAACAAGCUACCUAUUGUGUUCCCGCUAUCGAACCCCAUGACCAACGCCGAGUGCACGUUUGAACAAGCCAUGCAGUUCACGGACCAUCGCGUGCUCUUCGCCUCUGGCACCGCGUUUCCUCCCUAUCAAAUGCCUUCAGGCGAAAUUGUAAAAGCUGGUCAGGGUAAUAACAUGUACGUGUUCCCUGGUUUAGGACUCGGGUCUAUUCUUGCCAAAACAGCCAUUGUGUCCGAUGACAUGAUUUACGAAGCGGCCAAAAGUUUGGCUCAGUCACUCAAGCCUCAAGAAAUUCAACAAGGGCACCUGUACCCUGAUUUGGAUCGUAUUCGUGAAGUGUCCGCCAAAGUCGCCGCCGCCGUGUGCCGUCAAGCGAUCGCGGAAAAUGUCGCGCGGGAUCCCCGUCUUAUUGCCCUGGCCAAAACCAGUACCAACAACCAAGAGUUGGAACAAAACUUGUUGACAUUUGUACGCUCAAAUAUGUGGGAUCCCAAUCACUCCGAGCUGUUUGAUGCUCCUGUUGACACGGUAUAGAUCUCACCUUAAUCUCUUAAUACAUUGUUCUUGUUUGAUAGCAAAUCCAUUUUUUUUCCUCCUAUACUAUCAGACACCCCUUCCCCUUUUCUCACUCUACACAGCAUCAGAAAAUACAAGCAUCCAUUUCUUUUUCCUGACAUGAUAAGUGAUACUCCUCGUUUUCGCACCCUCAAAGUUUGUAUUUUUCGCCAGGUGGCAUUGUGUUUUGUUUGC
Messenger RNA from Radiomyces spectabilis, 2162 nucleotides. Its product is annotated as malic enzyme. Gene Ontology annotation, molecular function: NAD binding; malate dehydrogenase (decarboxylating) (NAD+) activity. The record is from RefSeq and is a predicted model, not a curated record. The transcript has 6 exons. Gene Ontology annotation, biological process: pyruvate metabolic process; malate metabolic process. Bases 72 to 1946 code for a protein of 624 amino acids. NCBI's taxonomy places the organism in Eukaryota, Fungi, Mucoromycota, Mucoromycetes, Mucorales, Radiomycetaceae. Gene Ontology annotation, cellular component: mitochondrion.